Molecule: messenger RNA, 3171 nt
Organism: Heteronotia binoei (common prickly gecko)
Lineage: Eukaryota; Metazoa; Chordata; Lepidosauria; Squamata; Gekkonidae
Gene: DCP1B
Product: decapping mRNA 1B
Exons: 9
Coding region: 22-1884 (620 amino acids)
Biological process (GO): positive regulation of catalytic activity; deadenylation-dependent decapping of nuclear-transcribed mRNA; deadenylation-independent decapping of nuclear-transcribed mRNA
Cellular component (GO): P-body
Molecular function (GO): enzyme activator activity; mRNA binding
Source: RefSeq, a predicted model, not a curated record
CCUUUCGGCUGUGGAUUAGCCAUGCCUGCCCCAAUCUCGAGUGUUGUUUUUCUCCGAGGCAAGAUGGCUGCGGCGGUGGCUGGGGCCGCCCCACUGGGCAAGGGGCUGGACAUCAGCCUGGCGGCUCUGCAGCGACACGACCCCUAUAUCAGCAGUAUCCUGGACGUGGCCAGCCAGGUGGCGCUCUACACAUUUGGGCACCGAGCCAACGAGUGGGAGAAGACUGACGUAGAAGGGACACUGUUUGUUUAUACCAGAUCAGCUUCACCAAAAUAUGGUUUCACCAUUAUGAAUAGGCUGAGCAUGGAGAAUCGUACUGAGCCAAUAACUAAAGAUCUAGAUUUCCAGUUGCAGGACCCUUUCCUACUUUACAGAAAUGCCAGAUUGUCCAUUUAUGGAAUUUGGUUUUAUGAUAAGGAAGAAUGCCAAAGAAUUGCAGAGCUCAUGAAAAAUUUAACUCAGCAAGAGCAACUGAAAGCACAGCAGGGGACUGGCAUAGGAAUUUCUCCAGUAAGCUUGAAUUCGGGUGAAAGCAAGGAGGUGGAUAUCUUACGGAUGCUCACCAAAGCCAAAGAUGAAUAUACCAAGUGUAAGACAUGCUCAGAGCCGAAACAAAUAACCAGCUCUUCCGCCAUAUACGACAACCCCAACUUGAUCAAACCAAUCCCAGUGAAGCCCAGCGAUACGCAGCACCAGUGCUUACCUCAACAAGUCCAGAAUGUAGACCCUGAACCACAGCACUUGUCCCUAACCACACUCUUUGGGAAGCAAGAAAAACCCAGCACACACCAAGAUACCUCAGAGCAUUCGCAGAAACAGUACCAAGAGAACUUUCCCCUGAGGCAAGGAGUUGUGCGCUCUCUGUCUUAUGAAGAACCCAGCAGGCAUUCGCCUACAGCAGAGAAGCAGCUUUGCCCGGCCAUUCAAAAGCUCAUGGUCCGUGGGGCAGAGCUUCACCCCGUCUCUGAACUUCCUGAGAGCCGCCAGUGUGAAAACGGCAACCCUCACGCCACGGGGGAGGUUUUCACCGGACUCUUUCAGCCCAUGGCUUCUCACAGUAUUAGAACAUCCCAUCCGGUUCAGGACCCGAAUGGCACUCGGAGCCUGUUACACCACCUGCAGGGCCAGUCGGGACAGAUGACCAAGAUGGACGCCGUUCCGGCAAGCUCGGCUCCAUCCAUCUUCAGCAGCGCUCCUGUUGCCUCCUCAGCAGCCCAGGUAAACAGCAUAACUCAGCCACCUCUCAUGUAUUUCAAUGGCGUCCUCCGAGGCCAGACUGUGGGCCCUCCAGCCCUUGGUAAAGAACAAUCCAAACUUCCUGGGCAGACGCUUCCUCUUUCAGGGAACCAGUCCAGCACUGCUGGAGUAAUUUCACCACAAGUAUUGUUAAAAAAGCUCCAGAUAGUGCAGCAGGAGCAGCAGUUGCAUGUAUCCAGCAGGCCGACUUUGGCAGCUAAGUUUCCCGUGGUUACUCAGAGCACCACGUCUGUGAAACCUUUGGACUCCUGGAUGGACAAGGCUUCCAAUGCAGAAAAGCAGACCCCUCUUUUUCAGGUCAUCUCACCGCAGCGCAUUCCUGCUACUGUGACUCCAUCACUGCUGAUGUCCCCGAUGGUGUUCACUCAGUCAGCCCCAGCCCCACCGAAGCCCAGCGAAAGCGGGUGGCUGCCUGUCGGGAACCAAGAAUCGGCUUCUGCUUCGACUAACCUCCUCUUGCCUGUGCAGAACCCGGAGCCUUCUGUUGUGAACAGCACACCACUGACAAAGCUGCAGCUGCAGGAAACGUUGCUACAUCUGAUCCAGAAUGAUGACAACUUCCUGAACAUCAUCUAUGAUGCCUACCUUGGCAGAGUGAGAAAAGCAGCUCUGAAAAAGCCCAUGUGAAACCCACGUCUUAAUUAACGAUUUGUGAUGUUUGGCACUUGCCUUUUUAAAACAAAAACAGCAGUCAAGCAAAACAAGUGGUCUUUGGCUUUCUGCAUACCUUUAAGUGAUGCUCAUUGGCAAGUACAGGCUGUACUAAGAAAAUGAGUAAGUGGGAGCUGAUUGUGCCUUCUGGGGGGGUGGGGAGAGACUGUCACUGCGAAAAGACAAGUGUAAAUGAAAAGACAUGCUUACAAUGUCCCCCCCCCCCUUACAUAGGCCAACUUUUAGAAAGACCGACACUUUCUAUUUGGGCCUCUCACCCUGGAUUUUGACACUUACAAAGUAUUAAUUGCCAGAGUGUUUUUAAUGAGAUCUUUGACCAGAGGUGGCAAGAAUGCUAUUGCGCAGCACGAUUUUACAGGAAACGGUGCUGAUUGAUGACCAGUAGAUGGCAAUCUAGGACUGUUGUUUAGAUCAUGCAACUGUUCUGGGAACUCUGCUUGGAGAUGGAGGAUAGCUGAAAACGAAAUGGCAGAAUUGCCCAUGACGUAGUCCCUUCAGCCCACUGGAACACCAUCUCUGUUUACAUUUGAAACCUGUUUUAUCAGAGACGGUGGCCGGGCAGAAGUAAUUGAGUGAUGACACCACGUGCUUUCAUAUCAUCUGUGGCUUAGGGAAGAACACCACUUGUGCACACCAAGAGUAUGACAGGACUCAGUGCACCUGUUUCUUUCGUAGAAGGAUGUGUCAGGUUUUUUUUCCUCCACUGUGUUUUGUGGAAGCACAUUUGCUAUUUAAAAACACAGGGAAGAGAGGUAGCCAAUCCAGAAAAAGUUAGGUACAUAGACAAUGGCAUUAAUGUUGGCACCCUUAAGAUCGCUUUGAUCUCUGCAAGACACCCCCCCUCACCUCCCGUUAUCUCCAGUCUGCUAAAUAUGAAAAAAGUCAACUUUCAAACUCUUUUUUUAAAGGGAAAAAAAAAACCAAGCUCCUUUUAUAAGCAUAUAUUUUUCUAUUUUGUGAUCAAUAUGUUCAUAGAAGCCAGCGGAUGAAAAAAAUGUAACUCUCAGAAAUCAGUACUUUUACUUCUAGCUGCUCUUGCCUUCUGAUGUAGAUGUAGGCUAGUACCAAGCCACAGUACUUCAGUGUGCUUCUAGGGGACAGCUGCGUAGUUUUUAACAUUCUUGUUAAAAGUAGAGAGAAGGAUAAAUAGUUUUCAUUUUCAUUGUGCUGUUCCAUGAGCAGAUGGACAAUGGUUUUAACAAUGUAUUUGUAAAAAAAAAAAAUUAAAAAAAUUGGAUUAUA